AUGGUGGGCUUGCUGCCGCUGCACCUCGCCCUGCUCCAGCAGUUCCUGCAUGCCGUCCUUGCUACACCUGUCGCCAGCGGGCAGCAGAUAGUUCUUGGCCCCGAGGCUGGAGACGCAGAUGCCGUUGCUCCAGAAAGCUCCCGUCGUUUACACGGGAAGUUUCUACACAUCACAGACUUUCACCCUGACCAGUUCUACAAAACUCACUCCUCUACUGAAGAAGGUCUCGCCUGCCACCGAGGUGAUGGAUCCGCCGGCUACUACGGCGCGGAAACCUCCGACUGCGAUGCACCGAGCUCCCUUGUGAAUGCCACUUUCGACUGGAUCGCUGCCAAUAUCGCAGACGAUAUCGAUUUCGUCAUCUGGACCGGUGACACUGCACGUCAUGACAGUGAUGAGGAAAUCCCUCGUAAUCCUGCGCAGGUGCUCGGCACCAACCGGUGGGUUGCCGACAAGUUUGCCGAGACCUUUGGCGACCCGAAAGACUCUACGCGCAUGGCCGUUCCCGUAAUCCCUACAUUUGGAAACAACGACAUCCUUCCGCACAACAUUCUCUUGCCGGGACCCAACAAGUGGCUGGGAUACUAUGCCGAGAUCUGGAAGCGCUUCAUCCCCGAAGAGCAACGCCACUCAUUCGAGUACGGUGGCUGGUUCUACGUCGAAGUGAUCCCCAAGAAGCUGGCAGUCUUCAGUCUCAACACGCUGUACUUCUUUGACCGAAACGCCGGUAUCGAUGACUGCCAGCAACCUUCCGAGCCGGGCUUCAAGCAGCUGGAAUGGCUUCGCGUGCAGCUAGGAUUCCUACGUGAGCGCGGCAUGAAGGCUAUCCUCAUGGGCCACGUGCCUCCUGCUCGGACGGACAGCAAGAAGAAUUGGGACGAGACAUGCUGGCAAAAGUAUAAUCUUUGGAUGCAGCAGUACCGCGAUGUGGUUGUUGGUUCGCUCUACGGCCAUAUGAACAUCGACCACUUCAUCGUGCACGACACCAAGGAUGUCAACAUCAACAUUCUGGGCGGGUACGCAGUUGAUGACGAUGUCGGACGUGAAGCACUUGAUGACGAACUUGGGAUCCAAUCGGCACAGGAUUACCUGACAGAGUUGCGACAAGGCUGGGCGAAGCUUCCUCCUGUCGACGCCAAUGCGCUGGAGGAGGACGGGUCAUACGACUUGGAAGCACAGAGCAAGAAGGGCAACAAGGACAAGAAGAAGAAAAAGAAGCCUGGAAAGGACUUGGGCGGCAAGUAUGCGGAGCGAUACCACCUAUCUUUCGUCGGCCCCAGCAUCGUGCCCAACUACUUCCCCACGCUCCGUGUCAUGGAGUACAACAUCGCCGGCUUGGAGGACGCAUCAGUCUGGAUAGACUCAUUCACUAAGGCGGCGCCGUCAGUGCUACUCUCGGCCGACGACGAUCACAUCUACGAGGACCUGAAGCACGACAUCGACGCCGCCCGGAAGAAGAAGAAGAAAGGCAAGAAAGGGAAAAAGGAAAAGAAGCCGACGCCCAAGGACCCCAACCUGGUCAUCCCGCAACCGCCACCUGCAGGCACCGGCCCUGGCCCGGCCUAUGCGCUCCAGCCCCUGACCUUCCUUGGAUACACUCAGUACUUUGCAAACCUGACCUACCUUAACAACGACAUGACGCAAGAGACCGAGGAUGCGUCUGGGACAAGGUGGCGGGACGGCAUUCACAAAGACAAGGACCCCAAGUCCAAAAAGCCAAAACCGCACCCCUUCGCGUUCGAGGUUGAGUACAGCACCUUCACCGACAAGAUCUACAAGCUGUCGGAUUUGACGGUACGGAGCUACGUCAAGCUGGCGAACCGCCUCGCCAAAGAGAAUGCCAAGGGCAAGGCACUUGACGAAGACUUUGAAGAAGAAGACGAGGACGAAGAAGAAGAGUUGGACGAUCAGAAAGGCACAUCAGACUUGGGUGAAGAGGACGACGAUGGGGACGAAGAAGUCGUAGAUGAUGAAGAUGGUAUAGAAGUAGAGAAAAAGAAGAAGAACGGCGGCAAGAAAGGCAAGAAGGGGAAGAAGAACAAAAAGAAGCACAACAAGGUGUGGCUGCAUUUCCUCAAGCAUGCGUUCGUCAGGACUGUACCUCAGAAGAAGCUCAAGAAGUUUUAG
Messenger RNA from Colletotrichum graminicola M1.001, 2127 nucleotides. Its product is annotated as calcineurin-like phosphoesterase. Gene Ontology annotation, biological process: polyphosphate catabolic process. Gene Ontology annotation, molecular function: endopolyphosphatase activity; exopolyphosphatase activity. Gene Ontology annotation, cellular component: membrane; fungal-type vacuole. NCBI's taxonomy places the organism in Eukaryota, Fungi, Ascomycota, Sordariomycetes, Glomerellales, Glomerellaceae. The record is from RefSeq and is a predicted model, not a curated record. Bases 1 to 2127 code for a protein of 708 amino acids. The transcript has 2 exons.